AUGGUGCGAAACUAAGUUCAAGCACACGCAGAGAUACUGAAACCGGCUUAUGGGUUGCCUCAGCAUUCAGGCAACGCCAUGGCAGCUCCUCUCCCGUUCUCCCUCCUCGUCAUUGUCCUCGCCACGGCCGUCUCAGGCUCAGCGGCGGCGGCGGCGGCGGUAUCCUUCCCCAGAGAAGCCCUCCCGACCAAGUCCGGCUACCUCCCGAUCCCGCCGGCGAACGCUUCUCUCUACUUCGCCUUCUACGAGGCCACCCACCCGCUGACCCCGCCGGCCUCCACGCCGCUUCUCGUCUGGCUCGAGGGCGGCCCCGGCGUCCCCUCCUUGCUCAGCAACUUCUUCCAGAUCGGCCCCUACACCUUCGCCGCCGGCCGCAACAACGGCUCUGUCCCGCUGUCGCGCAACCCCUUCGCGUGGAACCGCCGCUUCGGGCUCCUCUUCGUCGACAGCCCGCUCGGCACCGGCUACAGCGCGGCGCCGUCCCCCUCCACCAUACCCACGAACCAGUCCGUCGUCGCCGAGCACAUCCUCGCCGCGCUCCAGUCGUUCUUCGCCGCCCAGCCGGCGGCGUUCCGCGCCCGCCCGCUCUUCCUCACCGGCGAGAGCUACGCCGGCAAGACCAUCCCCGCGGCCGGCUCGCUCAUACUGGAGACGAACCCCGAGUUGCCGGAGCAGUGGAGGAUCAACCUGCAGGGCGUGGCCAUCGGGAACAGCCUGGUCCACCCCGUGGCGCAGGUGACCACGCACGCGGACGCCGCCUACUUCAUGGGGCUCAUCAACGACAGGCAGAGGCGCGAGGCCGAGGAGAUGCAGGCGGAGGCGGUGGCGCUGACCAGCGCGGGGCGGUGGCGCGAGGCGUCGGACGCGCGGGCGCAGCUGCUGUCGUGGCUGCGGAACGCCACGGGGCUCGCGUCGCUGUUCGACGUGGCGGCCGUGGAGACGCCCCUGGAGGCCGUGGCCGCCGGGGCCGCGGAGCUCUUCAACGACGCCGAGGUGAGGGCGGCGCUGGGCGCCCGGGCCGGGGGCGCGCCGUGGCAGCUGGACAGCCCGGCGGUGGAAGCGGCGUUCCGCGACGACGUGAUGAAGAGCGCGAAGCCGGACGUGGAAGCGCUGCUCGGGGCGUCCACGCGCGUCCUCCUCUACGAGGGGAUCCGCGACGUGAAGGACGGGCCGGUGGCCGCCGAGGCGUGGCUGCGGGAGCUGGAGUGGGACGGGCUGCCGGCGUUCCGGGACGCCGCCCGCGCCGUGUGGCGGAGGAGCGGCGGCGGCGGGCGGCUCGCCGGGUACGUGCAGAGGCACGGCGCGCUCGUGCACGUGGCCGUGUACGGGGCCGGACACCUGGUGCCGGCGGCGCAGGGGGCCGCGGCGCAGGAGAUGAUCGAGGACUGGGUGUUGGACAGGGGCCUGUUCGGCAGCGGCGCGGCGGCGUAAGGCAGGCAAUACAAUGCAGUGCGUCUUCGUCGUGCCAGUACGCGGGCACGCCGUAGAUUUCAAGACUUGUAUAUAGAGCACGUAGCCACGUACACGUCAUGUUGAUCUGAUCAUUUCGUGGUGUAUAAAGUAUAAUAAUAAAGCUCAGUGAGGAGCAUUCCAAAUAAA
Messenger RNA from Panicum hallii, 1599 nucleotides. Its product is annotated as serine carboxypeptidase-like 50. NCBI's taxonomy places the organism in Eukaryota, Viridiplantae, Streptophyta, Magnoliopsida, Poales, Poaceae. The coding region runs from base 79 to 1431 and encodes 450 amino acids. Gene Ontology annotation, biological process: proteolysis. Gene Ontology annotation, molecular function: serine-type carboxypeptidase activity. The record is from RefSeq and is a predicted model, not a curated record. The transcript has a single exon.